AUGGUACCGUCACCGGCUACUCAGAGCCCGUUGAUAGCAGAAUCUUCGGGUUCUGAAGAUAAUGAUUAUGAUUCCCUCUAUGGGAGUGGCGCGUACUGGACCGGUAUCUGGGCGACCGAUAUGGCGGACAAGUUCCCGUCGGCCCGAAUCAUUGGGAAUGAUCUCUCCCCAAUCCAACCUGAAUGGGUACCCCCAAAUCUCCAAUUCGAAAUCGAUGACUUCACGAAAGAAUGGGCACAUCAGCCCAAUUCUUUCGACUUCCCCGGCGGAUGGUUUGAAUCUGUUGAGACGACAGUGGAGCACCUCAGCGAUGAUAACUCCAUCCCCAAAGUCUCUGCAGUCCUAGAGUGGGGCCGUAACUGUAAGAUUGCAGAGGAGAAGAUUGGAAAGAGUUUCACUCUGGAGUAUAAGAUUAAGCCGUGGAUGGAGGAGCAGGGAUUUAUCAACGUGGUCGAGAAAGAGUAUAAGGUACCUGUGAGGCCGUGGCCUCGGGAUAAACAUCUUAAGGAGAUCGGGAAGUAUAAUUUGUUGAAUAUGCUGGAGGCAGCUGAUAUGUCCCUUUUGACUUUUGAGGUCCAUUCGCCUGGAGAAUCUGAAAUAACGUUGAUUGUAGAGGGAUUUACAAUGGCGAUUUAUACACGCGUCCUUGGUUGGAAUCCGGUUGAGGUCCACGCCCUGCUGGGACAGGUACGAGCGGAAUACCUUAAUAGAAAGGUCCACGGUUAUUACAGAUUAUUCGUUGUUUACGGCCAAAAACCAGAGGAUGCAGGUAAGGAUGCCGAGUAG
Molecule: messenger RNA, 786 nt
Organism: Morchella importuna
Lineage: Eukaryota; Fungi; Ascomycota; Pezizomycetes; Pezizales; Morchellaceae
Exons: 5
Coding region: 1-786 (261 amino acids)
Source: RefSeq, a predicted model, not a curated record